Molecule: messenger RNA, 1392 nt
Organism: Acanthosepion pharaonis
Lineage: Eukaryota; Metazoa; Mollusca; Cephalopoda; Sepiida; Sepiidae
Source: the annotation of a GenBank genome assembly
AUGUCACCCAACAGAACGAAGGAAAGACGUCAAAUAAAUACAAUUUUUUUCCUUUCCUGUUCCAUUUUACUCGUUUCUUUUCCUGACACGAACUGUGAUCUGGAUACAGCAAGAUUAUUAUCACUCAACAAUGGUCUUGCCCUCACACCACCCAUGGGAUGGUUGUCUUGGGAGAGAUUCCGCUGUAAUACAGACUGUGAAAAGGAUCCAGACAAUUGUAUCAGUGAGAAACUUUUCAGGCAAAUGGCUGACCACAUGGAAGCUGAUGGUUACAAAGAUGUCGGUUAUGAAUAUAUUAACAUUGAUGAUUGCUGGAUGGCCAAGGAAAGAGAUGAAAAGGGACGGUUACAAGCUGACCCCAAAAGAUUCCCGAAUGGCAUCAAGAAACUUGCUGACUAUGUUCAUAACAAAGGCUUAAAACUUGGCAUCUAUGAAGACUUUGGUACGAAAACGUGUGGUGGGUAUCCUGGAAGUGAAUUCUUCUUGAACAUUGAUGCUCAAAGUUUUGCUGAAUGGGAAAUUGACCUCUUGAAACUUGAUGGCUGCAAUGCAGAUACCAGUGAUAUGUCUACAGGCUAUCCUGUGAUGGGAUUGUUCCUAAACCUCACAGGCCGACCAAUUCUGUUCUCUUGUGAAUGGCCUCUCUAUCAAACAAAACAGGUUAGUCCCUUACAAUGGUAUCCUCUAAUGGGCUUCUUCCUCAACUUAACUGGUAGACCAUUUCUCUACUCAUGUAGUUGGCCUGCUUAUGUCAGCAAGCCUAACUAUACAGCAAUUGCCAAAUCUUGUAAUAUUUGGAGAAAUUACAAAGAUGUCCAGGAUUCUUGGGAUAGUGUUGCUGGUAUCAUUAAAUUCUAUGGUGACAACAAGCAAAAGUUUGCAGAUGUUGCUGGUCCAGGACAUUUCAAUGAUCCAGAUAUGUUGAUUGUUGGUGAUUUUGGUUUAAGUGAAGAUCAGCAGCGAGUUCAGAUGGGAAUGUGGGCUAUCAUGACAGCACCCCUUAUCAUGUCUGUAGAUUUGCGCAAUGUAAAACCCUUUGCUAAAGAAUUGCUUACAAACCGAAGAGUCAUUGCAGUCAACCAAGACCCAAUGGGAAUUCAAGGAAAAAGAAUCUGGCAGGUUGAAAAUGUUGAUUACUGGAUGAAGGAAAUUCAGCCAACUGGAAGUUAUGCCUUUGCCUUUGUUAACUUCAAUACAAAUGGUGUUCCACAAAAAUUAAAUUUUACUCUGAAAUAUUUACAAUUCACAGAUCCAGCUGGUUAUAACAUCACAGAAACCUUCACUGGAAAAUUCCUGGGAAUUUAUAAAAUAACUGCACUUUUCAGUACUUCAGUUAAUCCAACUGGAAUCUUCAUGGCUACUGCUGUUCCUCUCUCAGUAUAUGGACGUUAG